UCCUUCCAUGCUUCCUCAACAGUGAAUACCGUGUUGAUUUAUUCUGUUUUGGGCAACUCCGAGUUCUGUGACUCUGUCUAUAUAUUCAUUCUCUUGACAGCGAUCCCCACACAUAUAGUUUUCAUCACUAGCAACUCUCCAGGAUCGCAUAGCAACAGCAACACCACCAACGACAACGACAACGACAACGACAACGACAACAACAACAAUAAAAUUCACUUAUUAGAACAGCACAGGCAGACAACAUGGCGGCGCCAAAACCAGGUCAAGAACAAAAUGGCAUCACCACCACCACCAUCUCCUCCUCCUCGAGCGCAUCCUCCCUCCCUUUCCCCCCGCCAUCCCACCUGCACCCCUCCUUCACCAUGCUCCCCGCCCAGCCCGCAGACCUGGAGCCCAUGUGCGACGUCUACUACAGUGCCUUUGCGACGGACCCGGGCAACACCUUCUGGUGGCCCCCCCGGCGGGAGCAGAUGAUGCGCUGGCUGCGGGCCCGGGUGACCAAGAAGUUUGCCGACCCGGCGGUGCGGCACUACAAGAUUGUCCACGCGGAGACGGGCCAGAUCGCGGCCUGGGCUAGUACCGGCGGUAGCGGCGCUGGGGGAGGAGUCGAUGUCAGCAAGGAUAUUGUGCCUGGGGAUGGGAAUGGGAACGGGGCUGGAGCCGGCGGGAUGACUGCUUCUGAAGCGCCCACGACGACGGACGAGAAGAAGAAUGAGAAGCAGUCAUCUACGGGACUCGACGCGCCAGAGGGUGUCGACCCGGCGUGGUGCGAGGAUUUCUUCUCGGCGCUCAAGGGCAUGCAUGCAAAGUGGGAGGCGGAUCAGAUGCUUGGCCUCUCCCUGAUCGCAACCUCGCCCGACUAUCAGCGCCGCGGUGCCGCCAAGGCGCUGAUAGCUCCCCUCCUCGCGGUCGCCGACCGGAAGGGGCUCAGGACGUAUCUCGAAGCCACGCCCGCGGGCAGGCCCGUGUACGGGAAGCUAGGGUUCCGGGAGGUCGACAGCCUGGAGUUUGACGUCAAGAAGAUCACGGGCGGGAAGGUGGACGUGCCGUGUCGGUUGAGCAUUAUGGUGCGGGAGCCGGUGAAGGCGUGAACGUUUACUGGACUUGAUGAAAGGGAAACUUUUUUUUUCCUUUUUUAGUUAAAAGGGGCCAGAAAGAAAAACCUGAGGAUGGACCAAAGGAAAAAGUACGGCGUAAGCGCGAUGGUAUAGAUAGAGGUUGGAAUAGAGAUGAGGUGCGUCAUGCAGUCGUCCGCGUCUGCCGACGAACAUCAUAGUCCUCAGUGUAUAAAGAUAUGCGUUCCUGGCUGGCGACAUCGAUCAAGUGACGCCUUGCUGCUGCUAUGGGACGUGACACAGGCUCAUUCUUGCCGCACCAUGACAACAAAUAGGGGAUAGUUACGGCUUUCAUCAUCACAGCUUGUGUUGUAGAAGAAUUUCGGGAUGGUGGAACAGCCAUUCACAUCUCACGAG
Microdochium trichocladiopsis is the source of this 1475-nucleotide messenger RNA. Its product is annotated as acyl-CoA N-acyltransferase. The record is from RefSeq and is a predicted model, not a curated record. The transcript is spliced from 3 exons. Gene Ontology annotation, molecular function: acyltransferase activity, transferring groups other than amino-acyl groups. The coding region runs from base 246 to 1094 and encodes 282 amino acids. NCBI's taxonomy places the organism in Eukaryota, Fungi, Ascomycota, Sordariomycetes, Xylariales, Microdochiaceae.